Molecule: messenger RNA, 2462 nt
Organism: Syngnathoides biaculeatus (alligator pipefish)
Lineage: Eukaryota; Metazoa; Chordata; Actinopteri; Syngnathiformes; Syngnathidae
Gene: comtd1a
Product: catechol-O-methyltransferase domain containing 1
Exons: 7
Coding region: 1707-2453 (248 amino acids)
Molecular function (GO): O-methyltransferase activity; S-adenosylmethionine-dependent methyltransferase activity
Source: RefSeq, a predicted model, not a curated record
GUGAUUAUUUUGUCAAAGCAAAACAAUUAACAGUUAAAGCAGUGAAAGUGAACAUAAUUUUCCGUAUUUUCCAGUUUGGACUUGUCCCAAUCAGAUUACCUUUCACUCUUCAUCACUUUACGUUUUUGCCUGUGGAACAUAUCUCCAACGUUUCAAAUGAUCUCGUCUGAGAAACGAGCCUUGUACGGCCGGUAGGAGCUAAAUCUGGUUGAAAUUUUUGUUUGAUGAUGAAACCAUGCAUCCAUCAGUCAUGACUGGAAGUUACAGAGAGCACACUUAAGUGUUCUCUUCGGGUGGAACCAAAGUAAUAACAAAUGCCAGUAUAGUAGUGUUUUCAUAAGAAUCAUUCAGAACAUUCAAAAUGUCACUGUUGCGCUUGUCCGCAUGCUAAUUUCUAAAAUGAUGACAAACUAUUUAAGUUGCAUGUAAGGCAGGUUUCAAAUUUCUUGUUAGGCAUAUUUACAGAUAAUGAUAACUGCAAUAUAGUAAUUCCUUGCGGUUCAACAUUUGUUAAUUUAUUUUUUUUGGGGGGGGGGGGGGGCUACCGCAUUAAUUGUUGAAAUACUCACCUAUUUGCUGUUUUGUGUGCUCUAUGGUGGCAAUAUAGUGAAGUUUAUGUUGACGUUUUCAACCAUUUUUGGGUAUUUAUUGGCAAUAAUAAAACCUUAUAGGGGAGUGUCAAUUACUGGUGGGUUUUCACAGCAAUGUUUAGUGCUUAUCCCCGGGAAUGGUUCACUGUAAUUGGGGAGGGGGGUUUGGAACCAGCAUCUAUAAGGGACUUUUUUUCUUUGCUGGGUCGACAAAACUUAAGCGUUUUAAAAUAUAAAGUGUGCUCCCAAUGUACUUCGCGAAAACAGAGAGCUCUUGAAUUAUUUCGUUUCAUGUGAGCGGUAACAGCAGCAGCAGGUGUCACUUUGGUUUUCUCGUGUUGACUUAGCUACCUCUGAGAGCAGGCGAGGAUGUGCGCCGCCAUGGCACUCUUGACAGUCGCGGCCGCGAGGAGGAACGCUGGCGUGCAGAUGGCGGCGGCGGCGGCGCAACUCCUUCUCUUUUUCAUGGCUUAAACCGACACCAAAGGCAGCCGAGGGACCGGGGCUCGUCUGCGAGAACGUGCCGGGGAAGAGUCGGUACUUGGCACAAGUAGCAGAAACAAUUAGCGUCAUGAUAGCAGAGCCCCGAAGCAGCAGCAGCAGCAGCAGAGGUGGGGGAGGAACAAAGAUGGCGGCAUAACACAGCUUCCCAAUUUCACUGAAGGAACCUUUCCUAUUCCUUUGCUUCUUGUCAGAGCCCAAACUUUGUUUUUUCUUUCUUUCUGCGCAGACAAUUCAAGUCAUGACUCAUUUCACUGAUGUGUUCCUGUUUGUGUAUUUCAAAUGAGGAAGCGGCGUGUCCUUGGAGAAACCUCCCAUCCCAUCCCACAAUCCAUCGCUUCCCCUUCGUCUGUCUGCAAGAUGGAAGCUGCCUCAUCCGAAACAAUCUUUUUUUUUUUUUUGUACUAAACACUGCUCAUUAUAUUGUACCUCCUUUGAAGCCAUGUUAAAAGGGAAACCUCCACGUGGAGUCAGUCAACAUAAGUUUGGCACUUUUAACUGUAGGACUGAAAAAUCACCGCAGUGGACGUCACUGUCAAAGGUCACACAAAGACAUGUCGAACAGUGAACAUUGGAGUCAAACAAAAACUUGAAUUUGUCCUUUGGCAAGACAACAUGGCAGUAGACAUCCAGUUUCUAUUAUGCCUCGCACUAUCUGUGCUUCUCACAGGCGUGGGAAUGGGAAGCUCUGCGUUGCUCGGAAAGAGUCACAGCAAAGGAAAGGACGACCCGGUGCUGCAGUAUGUCGUCAAUAACUCCCUGAGGGAGCAUCCCGUCCUGACUAAACUCAAAAUGAGAACUCUCGAUGACCCAUGGAGCAAAAUGAUGGUUUCCAGUGAACAAGCUCAGUUGAUGGCCAAUCUCAUAAAACUGAUCAAUGCCACCAAGGCUAUUGAAAUUGGGAUGUACACGGGGUACAACGCACUCAGUAUGGCUUUGGCCAUGCCAGAGAAUGGACACGUGGUGGCAUGUGAAAUAAAGGAGGGCUAUGUAGAUAUCGCCAAGCCCUUUUUUAAUGAGGCCGGAGUUCAGAACAAGAUCGACAUACGACUACAGAUGGCAAUGACAACACUUGAUGAAAUGAUAGCAGCUGGUGAAUCAGGGACCGUUGACUUUGUGUUCAUCGACGCCGACAAAUCCAGCUACGACGGAUACUACGAAAAAUCCCUGGAGCUCAUUCGAAAAGGGGGCAUCGUUGCCAUCGACAACGUGCUGUGGGGGGGAGGGGUUGUGGAUCCCGCCCCUGAUGAUAUCACCUCCAGGACUCUGGACGCGUUCAACAAGAAGCUCCAUAAGGACGAGAGGAUUGAUCUGAGCAUGCUCGUCGUGGGGGACGGGUUGACUAUUGCCAUUAAACGUUAAAAGGUGUUA